This is a messenger RNA of Nerophis lumbriciformis (worm pipefish), 3611 nucleotides long. It is a transcript of the gene tfe3a, whose product is annotated as transcription factor binding to IGHM enhancer 3a. Gene Ontology annotation, molecular function: RNA polymerase II cis-regulatory region sequence-specific DNA binding; protein dimerization activity; DNA-binding transcription factor activity, RNA polymerase II-specific. Gene Ontology annotation, cellular component: nucleus. Gene Ontology annotation, biological process: regulation of transcription by RNA polymerase II. The record is from RefSeq and is a predicted model, not a curated record. Lineage: Eukaryota; Metazoa; Chordata; Actinopteri; Syngnathiformes; Syngnathidae.
GAAUAGAAAUACAGCCUAGAAUCAGCUUAUCGUUAAAAAAUAGAACAUAUGACGGAUAAAACAUUUGCACAACGAUGUGUAACUGGCCCUGGUGAUUUAUUACCGGCUCCUUUCUGGUGUUUCCUGAGCACUUAAGUUGAAGUAAGACAGACGGGAUUGAUCGUGUGUUGCGUUUCUACGCUGGGAGCUUCCUGUGUAUGUUUGUGGCCGCUGGGAAAUCAGAAACACCACUGAGCUUCUCACGCUAGACGUCCACAAAAUUGUCUUUUGGGAUCCACGGUACCGCCGGGGAAAUGUCUUCUGUCGGUCCCGACCCGAACACCAGCAUGCUGGAGCCCGAGACGGGAGUUCUGCAGCCGCAGACCGUCUUCGUCAUCCUGGACGCGGCGGAAAGUCUUAAUGUGCUGCAGGUGGAAUCCGGCAUCGUGGCCGACAUCGAGGUGGACGCUCUGUUGCCGUCAGACUGCGACACCUUCUACCAGAUCAAGAGCCAGCCCAUCGGCACCAGCGCCUACCCCUCCUCUUCUUCCUACUCGUCCUCCGUGCCGGCGGCCAUGUCGUCCAGGGUUCUGCUGCGCCAGGAUCUGAUGCGGCAGCAGGCGCUGCAGGAGGAGCAGAAGGAGGCGCAGCAGCUCCUGCGUGUGCCCGCCUUCUCCUCGCCCGUCUGCGUCAGCGCCACCUCCAGCGGACCGCCCGCUCAGGUGCCCGUAGAAGUGCUGAAGGUGCAGACCCACCUGGAGAACCCCACCAGGUACCACAUCCAGCAGGCUCAGAAGCAGCAGGUGCGGCAGUACCUCUCCUCCGCCAGCCGCAACCUUUCGACGCCAAGCCCCGACCCCGCCGGCCGCCAUGCGCUCAGCAGCCCCAAGGUGGAGAUGGAAGAGACGAUCAUAGAUGACGUCAUCAACAUGGAGUCCAGCCUCAAUGACGACUUCCUGAUGCUGCUCCACUCGCCACAGCAUGUCGCUACCACGCUGCCCGCGGCGGGAACGGCGCCGGACGUCUACGGGGACAGCGGCGGGAUGGCCACGCCCACGCUCGCCGUGAGCAACAGCUGCCCGGCCGACCUGCUCGCCAUCAAGCAAGAGGUCAACGAGGUGGACACAAAGGUGCUGAUGAAGGAGCGACAGAAGAAGGACAGCCACAACCUGAUCGAGAGGCGGAGACGCUAUAACAUCAACGACCGCAUCAAAGAGCUGGGAGCGCUCGUGCCCAAGUCGCCUGACCCGGACAGCAGGUGGAACAAAGGGAGCAUCCUGAAGGCGUCGGUGGAUUACAUCCGCAAACUUCAGAAGGAGCAGCAGCGGGCACGCGACAUGGAGAGUCGACACAAACGCCUGGAAAACGCCAACAGAACCUUGAUGCUCAGGAUACAGGAGUUGGAGCUUCAAGCCCGCCUCCACGGUGUCCCCUCUUGUUCUUCCUCAUCCUCGUCUCUGGAUGGCGCCCUGGGUGACCCGCGGGCCUUCCUCUCUCUGGCAACCGGUGCCACCGUGCCGCCGUCCUUAGACUCGUUUAGCUUGGCCGGGCUCAGCGAGUCUCAUGGGCUUGCCGACGUCUUCUCUCCGGACCUGAUGAACCACGUCGGGCUGGUGGCGCUCGAUGACCUGGGAGACAUCCUGAUGGAGGACGGUGGGGGCGUGAUGUCGCCCGCGGGUGGCGCUGACCCCAUGCUGUCCUGUGGCGUGUCACGCUGCAGCAGCAGGAGGAGCAGCUUCAGCAUGGAUGACGACCUCUGACCUAUAUCUACAACAUGUCUGUCACCAUGGUAACUGCAUCAUCAACCUGUCACCAUGGUAACUGCAUCACCAGCAUAGCUCCAUCUUCUAUGACAACCAUGUCACCACACCCUAUCUCCAUGGUAACUGCAUCACCACCGCAGCUCCAUGCUCUACUGACAACUUUGUCGCCACCCUCUGUCACCGUGGUAACUUUGUCACCACCUUCUGUCACCAUGGUAAUCUUGUUAACCCCCUCUCACCAUGGUAACUGCAACAUAAAACCUCUGUCACCAUGGUAACUACAUCACCACCGCAGCUCAAUGCUCCAUGACAACUUUGUCAUCACCCAAAAUCUCCAUGUUAACUGCACCAUCACCCUGUGUCACCGUGGUAACUGCAUCAUCACCCAAUGUCACUAUGGUAACUGCAUCAUCACCCUGUGUCACCGUGGUAACUGCAUCAUCACCCAAUGUCCCCAUGGUAACGGCAUCAUCACCCAAUGUCACCAUGGUAACUGCAUCAUCACCCUCUGUCACCAUGGUAACUGCAUCAUCACCCUCUGUCACCAUGGUAACUCCAUCACCCUGUAUCACCAUGGUAACUGCAUCAUCACCUUCUGUCACCAUGGUAACUGCAUCAUCACCCUGUAUCACCAUGGUAACUGCAUCAUCACCCUGUGUCACCAUGGUAACUGCAUCAUCACCCUGUGCCACCAUGGUAACUGCAUCAUCACCCUGUGUCACCAUGUUAACUGUAUCACCACCCAAUGUCUCCAUGGUAACUGCCUUAUCGCCUGUGUCACCAUGGUAACUGCAUCACCACCAUCUGUCACCAUGGUAACUGCAUCAUCACCCUGUGUCACCAUGGUAACUGCAUCAUCACCCAAUGUCUCCAUGAUAACUGCAUCAUCACCCUGUGUCACCAUGGUAACUGCAUCAUCACCCAAUGUCUCCAUGAUAACUGCAUCAUCACCCUGUGUCACCAUGGUAACUGCAUCAUCACCCAAUGUCUCCAUGGUUAUUGCAUCAUCACCCUGUGUCACCAUGGUUACUGCAUCAUCACCCUGUAUCACCAUGGUUACUGUAUCAUCACCCAAUGUCUCCAUGGUAACUGCAUCAUCACGCUGUGUCACCAUGGUAACUGCGACAAAUAGACUAAGAGGGAAAAAAACAUGUCGUUUGUACCCACGGGUGUGAGUGACCCCUGACCUCUGAAUAAGGACUUGCAGUAGCUAGCUACAUUAGCAUCAUGCUAACCAGCAACUAUGUCACAAAGGAUUAUUUUUCAUAUUUGGAAAAAAAAACGUUAUCUCUUAAACUUUGAAAUGUAUCAGCUUCAUGCAGCCAAUGGGCGCCCUCCAUAGCCGAAAGCUGCACCCUGGUUGGUCGUGGGAUUCAGAGACGCCAACUGCAAGCAUUUUUUUUUUGCUUGUUAUCUUGUGUGCUGGUUCAAAAAGUGGUGGAAUCAUUUCUCUUCUGGACACGCCCACAUCUGUGACGUCACACUCCAGCUGUAAAAAGUGUGUAUGCUAAGCUUCUGUCACUUUUAAAGUGUUCAUCGCUGGCACGUUGAGUUUUGAUCCUCACCAGCAGAGGGCGUCAGUGACUUGAUUUUGUGGACGUCAGCUAACACUUGUUAGCACUUAGCCGUGGCAUUAUAAAGUCACCAAAGUCAUCUGAUGCUAGCUGCUGAUCGUCUCGCUAACACUCAACAAAGUGUUGGUUCUUUUUUUAAUCGCUGUGAUGAUGGGCUUGUUGCUAUAGCAACAGCUCACAUGAAAUGAGUUGUUCCACAAAGGGAUCCGUGUUUGUGUCUGAUCACGCAACGUUGUUUGUACCCACGCAAUACAAAUAUAUAACUUUUAUAUAGAAAUAAAGUGUUUACAAUUGA